Molecule: messenger RNA, 1083 nt
Organism: Chinchilla lanigera (long-tailed chinchilla)
Lineage: Eukaryota; Metazoa; Chordata; Mammalia; Rodentia; Chinchillidae
Product: olfactory receptor 4C13-like
Biological process (GO): G protein-coupled receptor signaling pathway
Cellular component (GO): membrane
Molecular function (GO): G protein-coupled receptor activity; olfactory receptor activity
Source: RefSeq, a predicted model, not a curated record
AUGGCAAAUAAAAACAAUGUAACUGAAUUCAUUCUACUGGGGCACAGAAACCCAAAGAUGCAGAAGAUAGUAUUUGCAGUGUGUUUGCUCAUCUAUGUCAUCUCCAUGGUAGGAAAUGUGCUCAUCCUUAUCAUCAUUGUCAGCCCCUUACGGAAGUCCCCCUUGUACUUUUUCUUGGCCCAUCUCUCCUUUGUUGAUGCCUGCUACUCCUCAGUCAAUACCCCGAAAAUGAUUACCGACUCACUGCCUGCAAAGAAGACCACCCUCUUCAACGCAUGCAUGGCUCAAGUCUUUGCAGAACAUUUCAUGGGUGGUGCUGAGGUCGUCCUGCUGACUGUGAUGGCCUAUGACCUCUAUGUGGCCAUCUGCAAGCCGCUGCACUACACAACCAUCAUGAACUGGAGAGUGUGCAGCCUGCUAGUGGGAGUGUCGUGGGUGGGAGGCUUUCUUCACGGAAGCAUUCAGAUCCUCUUCAUCUUGCCACUCCCUUUCUGUGGCCUGAGUGUCAUAGAUCACUUUAUGUGUGAUCUGAACCCUCUGCUCAAGCUGGUCUGCACUGACACCCACAUUCUGGGGUUCUUCUUUGCUGCCAACAGUGGCUUCAUCUGUCUGUUAAAUUUCCUGGUUCUCCUGCUGUCCUACGUGGUCAUUCUCUUCUCCUUAAAGACCCACAGUGUGGUGGGGAGGCAGAAAGCCGUCUCCACCUGUGCCUCCCACAUCACGGUGGUCGUCUUGUUCUUUGUGCCCUUCAUAUUUGUGUACAUGAGACCUGCAAUGACUCUCCCCAUUGACAAAGCAGCUGCCGUCUUCUACACCGUGAUAACUCCCAUGUUAAAGCCUCUGAUCUAUACUUUUAGAAAUGCUCAGAUGAAAAAUGGGGACCAGACUGUGGCUCCUUCUGACAGCAGGCCUUGGAGCCCCCAGGCGAUGAUGGUUUUACCACUACACAAAAUGCAAGAGUUGCUGGCCAGAGGGCCUCCACCCAGAUCUCAGAAGAGGGCCAGGGACGCCAGGAAAGAGGUCCCUGGGGAGACAGAGUCUGAAUCUACGAGUUCACAGCUACGAGUUUGCCUUGAGUCAUAA